AUGGAUUGGACAGACGUUCGUAUGAAACUCCGACAAGUAAGCAAGCAUCACGCCGGGCUCCACACUCCUCACAGUUUUAAAAUUGUUGAAUUUAGAGAAUUUUUUAGGGUUUAUUUUUUAGGAGUGUUUGGGGCCCACACCAACAAUACCCUUCUCUAUAGUGAUAUCCUGAAGAAAAAUAUAACUGGGGAAGUAUAUAAAGGAAUGCAACGAGUUCAAUUAGAGAUACAUUCGUGCUUUUCUCCGAGUGAGAUCUCAACAAAGAACCAGCCACUAAAUAGAGAUCAGGAGUUGCUGAGAGAGAGAAUGAGGAUCAGAAAUGAUCGAGACAUGGUGGCCUAUGUUCAAGACGGCGAUCUCUUCAUCAAACUAAUUUCAUCUUCCAUCGAAGUUAGGCUCACUUAUCUGAGAAGGAGGACCAAGAAUGCAACAUCUGAUCUUAAAAUUAUUGAAUUUGUGAGGAAAGGAGACGCAAUAGUAGAUUUGGUGGAGUUGAGCUUGAUUCGACCAAUAAUGCAACUCUUCCCUGACGCUGAAUAUUUACUAGAUGCUGGUUGGUUGCCAGAUGGAAAGAGAAUAUAUGUAGUACUGAUGAACAGACUGCAAACAAUCAAACGAACAUACCUGAUUCCAAUAAAAUCCUUCUCCUACUACAACAAAGACAAUGUCAAUAAUUCAAAAUUCCCCAAAAUGUUUAAAGAGAAAGACCUAGGGGGUAGUAGUUAUGCUGAGGGGGAUAUAAGGGCUUACCUGCUACUCGAAGAGACAUCUCACAAUGGUCUUUGGUUACAUGCCCACAAACUUCUCCGUUUCCUGAAACCCGACUUGAAAUCGCCGCCAUCGUCGAAACUUCUUUCAACCUUCCAAAAAUCUCAACGAUCAACAGUACCAACACCAGCACGGACCCCUAGAGCCAGCACCGUCAACAACAACAAUUACAACGACAGAGAUGGCGCCGGCAACAGAAAGCCCAACAGCAUCAUUGUCGUAACUGAGGAAAACGACCAUGACGAUAAUGACGAUCACGACUUCGAUUUCAACGCCAAUGACGUCACCGACGACGAUGACGGCAAAAUAGCCAGCGACCACUUUUUCGAUUGCGACAACGGCUACGCUAUAAUGCUUGAUACUGAUGAUGAUGACGAUAAUGACGAUGAUAACAAUAAUCGCUGUAAUGAUAACGACGACGACGAUGAUACUAGUAACAACAACGACUACAAAAACGCCAGUGAAGCAAACCCGAAUAUGAGCGUUGACACGGACAACAACAACACUAGCGCGAAUAAUAAAGGAAAGCUUUGUAACAUUGUAUCGUUCAUAUGUGGCGUAGAAUCUUCUGGCUACCUUCAUUUGCGCCACGUAAUCGUCGAUCUUAAGGAGUGUUCACAUGCCGCUCCAUCGUUUGCGGGGAAUAAUCAGCAGAAGCCGCUAAUGAUACACGAGCCUAAGGUACUACAGAAUAAGAAGCUGACAUCUGGGGAGUGGGAGGUGGAUGGAAAGAAUCUGUGGAUUGAUCAAGUUAACAAGAUCAUAUACUUCAUUGGAUACAAGGAUACCCCAUUAGAAGCCCAUCUUUACCUGAUGACAUACGAGACCAAUAGUGACGAGAACUUAAUGCAGCCUGUCAGGAUAACUAAAGCUGGCUACUCCAAUAGCGUCAUCAUGGAUGACAAAUGCAAGCUCUUCAUAACAACGCUAAGUUCUUUGAAAGUGCCCAACAUAUGCGAAGUUUACUCGAUUUCAAUUGGCUCUUCAAAGGUCAGUCAAGGCCUCUCAAAGGUCAAGUUCGUUUAUGCUGGUUCCCUGCAUAUACCUGACAUCCAGCAACCGAUCUCAGAUCCACCGAUCCCAUUCGACUUCACCUCCAGUACAGGAACCAAACUCUACGGAAUGGUCAUUAAACCACCAUCGUCGUCGUCCCCACCACCUCCUACUCUUCCGCCAUCAUCUCUCUAUUCAUCUCGUGUUGAAACGAUGACGCCCUCGAGUCCCGCCGGAUCAUCCAAAUAUCCGGUUGUGCUGUACGUUUAUGGCGGACCACACGCACAACUGGUCUCUAAUGUCUUUUCCGCAUAUAGAUUCACUCUGCAGAAUAAACUCUCUCAGUUCGGUUAUGCGGUUGUCAUCAUCGAUAACAGGGGCUCAGCACACCGGGGCUACAUAUUUGAGGGCCACUUGAAAAAUAAACUGGGUAACAUAGAGAUAUCGGACCAGGUUGAGGGCUUGCACUACGCAGCCCAAACCUUCGACUUUCUCGAUCUCGAAAGAGUGGCCAUCAUGGGAUGGUCGUACGGUGGCUACCUGGCGCUGAUGGGCCUAGUUCAAAGGCCUGAUAUAUUCAAGGUAGCGAUAUCAGGAGCACCUGUGACGUCAUGGUUGUUGUACGAUACCGGAUACACCGAGCGGUACCUGGGUAUGCCGAAAGAUAACGAGCACGUUUAUAAGAGUACGUCCGUCGUCGAGAGGGCCAAUCAAUUUCCUACGCAAGAAGGCAGACUUUUUAAAAGUACACGCUUGAAUGGAUGAAAAUGUCACUUCUUAUCAUACAAGCACAUGAUCAAAUGAAUUGAUAAGGAAUUGCAAACCUUACGUGCUACGGACCUACCCGAAUGAGAGACAUGGAAUAAGAAACGCCCAGUCACAUGAACAUUACGAAUGCCUCCUGCUUAGUUUCCUUAUGAAGAAUCUGUGAUUGAUUGGUUGAUUGAGUAAUUGAUUGAUUGAUUGAGUAAUUGAUUGGUCGAUUGAAUAAUUGAUUGGUUGGCUGACUGGUUGAUUGGUUGGCUGACUGGUUAAUAGGUUGAGUGAUUGAUUGGUCCACUGAUUGUUUGAAUCAUAGAUUAAAAUAUUGGUGGGCUGGCUAGUUAUCUAACUGGUUGGUUAGUUGAGUGAAUGAUCAGUUGACUGAUUGAUUGGUUAGUUGAGUGAAUGAUCAGUUGACUGAUUGGUUGGUUGGCUGGCAGAUUGAUCGAUCGAUUGAUUGUCUGACUGAUUGAUGGUUUUUUUAAUAUUUUUAGAUGUUAUUAAGUUAAAACCCACAUAAAUGCUUUCGUCUUUUGCAUUGAUAACAAUAACAUUUAUAAACUUGAUAAAGCCAUGAUAAUGACUAAAUGAUGACUGCGGUUAUGAUGACGAUGAUGAAGAAGAUGGUGAUGAUGAAGAAGAAGAUGAUGAUACAACCAAACGCAAUGAUGAUUUUAAUAAAUGUUUUACUUAUUCUAUUUAUAAACUAAUAUAAAGACAUGAUAGUUAUGAUUAAUAUAUAUAUAUAUUAAGAGAGAUAUAUAUGAUUAAGAUAUAGAUAUAUAUUUAUAUAUAUAUAUUCGUUAAUUUAUUUUAACAAUUAACCAAAAAUAUAUGUUUAUUUUUUACUUAAUAUUAUUUCAAUAUUUAAUAAUAUCAUGGAAAUAAAAGGCAUUUCCUAUUUCUCA
This is a messenger RNA of Helobdella robusta, 3431 nucleotides long. RefSeq lists its product as hypothetical. Gene Ontology annotation, biological process: proteolysis. Gene Ontology annotation, molecular function: dipeptidyl-peptidase activity; serine-type peptidase activity. Lineage: Eukaryota; Metazoa; Annelida; Clitellata; Rhynchobdellida; Glossiphoniidae. The transcript is spliced from 19 exons. Bases 1 to 2526 code for a protein of 841 amino acids. The record is from RefSeq and is a predicted model, not a curated record.